Molecule: messenger RNA, 1119 nt
Organism: Mya arenaria
Lineage: Eukaryota; Metazoa; Mollusca; Bivalvia; Myida; Myidae
Exons: 3
Coding region: 39-653 (204 amino acids)
Source: RefSeq, a predicted model, not a curated record
GUAUAUGCCAUUGGUAAUUUCAGAAACCGGUGGAGUCUAUGUGCUCGUCCUACGAAAGUCUGUGUGGUAUGAACUACAGGUUUGUCACUGAAGACGGGGAUCCGGUCGAACUCCUCAACAGCAAGUCUGAUAUCUGCAAGUGUCAAAACAACGUCACGUGUUCCAGCGAUUGGUUCAAUUUGACCAAUGCAAUCGUACAGACUUUGCUAACAGGAAAUGACCUACAGCUGGAGGCCAGAAUAACGUUCUGUCAGCUUCCGACCAAUCAGGAACCUUGCAAGUUUGGCGACCCAGUUCUCACAACCAAAGGUCACGGGCAGUUCUCGUUCGAACUUGCCUCCCCCAUGAAUUGUAAAUGUAAUCGCCCUCUGUUCGCCCAAUCAGCUUGGAGAGUUGGACUGUACGAUUACAUAACCUAUGGAUGUGGCCAGCCACGAUGUAAGAGGAGGGACAUUCGUUUUUGUGCUCGGGUGACGUACCACGGACCUGGUGACUACCGCGAUACGUAUCUGUGCCGAUGUCGACAAAAUGAGUCGUGCGGAGGCGAUCUUCCAAACCAGGUCGUGAAAGAAGUCAGCCAUACUUGUUUGCCUCAGAAGAAUUGGGAGUCAGAUGAAAAUAAUCUAAACUGGCACUCUUUCCUGUCAAAAUGAAUUUAAGAUGGGACAAGUUAUUGAACAGAAAUGAUGGUAAUGAGCAAUGGGUAUUUGCAGUAAAAUGCGCUGUAUGAAACUUAAUAUUUGUGUUUGUUUUAAUCAACCAUCACUUAAUAUCUCCACUAUUCUGUAGUGAUAAUGUUUUGAUAUUGUUAAAAUUCAUGUUUCUUUUGCAAGCAAAAAACUAGUUGAAGAGAGUGGUUAUUAUGAAAAUAGUUUUAUGAAGGGCUAUUAUGUUACCUAGCUUGUACUGGUUUAUAUCAAUGUUUAGACGCUUAUUCUAUAUACCACUUACCCCAGGUUUUAUGUAAAUAAUACGUAUACUAUAAUAUAAAUAUAGAAAUAAGUUAAAUUCUUUAAGUCUGAAACCCGAUCAUUUAUGAGAAAUGAUGGAGUGUGUCUAUGUUGUUGUGUGCCUCUCUUGUCUGUAUAUAUAUAUUUCUAUUAAAGUCUUAUCCACAUA